GGUUUGAUUCAUGCAGCAAGUUUUAAUUGUCGGAGAAAACUUGAUCGUUCAAGGUAGAACAGAGCGAUAUUGCAAUUACUGGCAGUUCAUUUUGACCUCGGUAAACUUCGAUAAUAGGAAUCUUUUGAGAAAAUCGUAGCUCUUAUUAACGAUAUUUUACUCGAUGUCCCAGCGCAACAGCAGUCUCUUAAUGCAGCGCAUGGAUAUUAUCUCCAGCAUGCUACUUCGGAAGUAGGUCACAGUUUUACGACGUCUCUAUUGGGCGCUCGUUUUUUUCUAAAUUAAACCUCGACUCUGGUCAUAAUUUAUAAAAGGUGUAUUCUGAAUUAAGAGUGGACUCAAACCGAUCUUCCAUCGGGACCGAAGGGUCUGUAUGAAGGGAUGUGAUGACCCAUGCAGAUACCGCCCCAGUGACUCCUGGGAGCAGGUAGGUCUUCCACAUGCGGAGGCCAUGGCGGGGGGAGCCCAGCCAAAACUAAAAAGAGGGAGGCCCAAGGAGGUAAAGAGAGGCAGUGUGAAGGAGAGCAAUGAACUGUGGGAAGAGGAGGAGGGCAGGAAGCUGGAUCUGUGCGAGGGGGACAGCCUCGACUGUCGAGUCCUUCUCACUCGUCUGGAGUCGAGCGGUGAUGAGGACAAGGAGAGCUGCUUGGAAGCUCCAAUAGAGACCAAAGAAGAAGGGAGCCAUAGCCUGGUGCGUGGAAGGACCAAGCCCUGCAAGUCUAGACAAAAGACCUGCAAAGCCUAUCGGCUAGCGCCGGAACCAAACAAUCAAUCAAAAGUGUUAUGCACAUUACCUGUCGUGGAACCUCGCAAACGGAGGCUGGCCUCUCUCAACGCAGAGGCUGUGAAUACUCUGCUCUUAUACAGAGAACAUCCGCAAGUGUCCAGACUCGUAAAUAAGCUACAUUCCAAUGGGAAUCUGGCAAAGGAUGCAAUCAUUUUGGGCCAUAACACCCCAAGUGGUCCUAAGGUGGCAAAAUCAGACAUUUGUGGAACUAGAAGUUCCAAAACAUACCAAAAGACUAUGAAGAUGGAGGAUGUGGGUCUGCUGAGUCUGUACGGUCCCACCCCUCGGCGUCAGGCCAGCCUCAAUGCUUCUGCUUUGCUCAAGAUCACCAGCACCUCUUUCAAAGCCAAACACCGGGGGACCAAGGCCAACUGCAACCAGCUGAGUGGGGUAGUGAGGAUCAAGCUAAAGAAACGGCAUCAUCAUGAAAUCCAUCACAGGCAAUCCCAGGUCCAGCCACAGCUGGUUCAGAAAUGCUGUAAUCUCUGUAAAAGGGAAUACUUCCACCCAGAACCACAGUGGGAGGGGACUACAGGGGGGAAUGGCUCCAUCAGAUCUGACUUCCAGUGUGGAUCCUUCCUUGGCUACCCGAUGAAGUCUGUGGAGGAGCCAGUCGAGACCCAGACGACUCCUUCUUUCUGCUGCUGCUCCCAGGAAAGGUUGGGGGUGUACUGCCACCGACUGGCCCUGUUCCUUGGCCAAAAGAGGUUCGGUGACGACGAACUUGAGGAGCAUUCGCUCUCCAAGGGCCGCCUCCUCUCUCCCCGUUCCCUUGCCCACCCACAUGCCCUGACCAUAGGCCCCUACCCUUACCCAUGUUUCUCAGGCUAUUAUGUCCACUUUGCCCACCACAAGACCUCCUCUACCCUCAUGACCUCCAUGAGCUCCAGCCCCAUGCCCUACCCGCCCUCUUCUGUGGCCUCCAUCACGUUGUGCCCUGGUGGGGUCCAGAGUCCCAAGCUACUGUCCCCGACCGGCUCCCACCCCUCAGGAGUCUCCCACCCGGUCUACUGCUAUGGAGAAGCCUGCAGAAUCAGUCGCUACCCCUACAGAGCAGUAACAACGCUCGCCAGCAGGGGGUGCUGCUAUAAUGCAGGUUGCUCCAGCUGCAGCCAUAACACCAAGUUGGAAGACUACUCCUCGCCUUUGGAGGACCACAGCCCCCCCUCUGUCCCAGUUUCCCCCACACAAGGCUGCCUUGCCACCGCCAGCGCUCCCCCAGCCGGCCAAUCAGUGCCCCACCUCCAGAACCCUCUAUCGGACCCCAGCCAACCGAGGAUUACGCUGCAAGUGACCCGGGAGUGUCCUCAGCGUGCAAAGCCACCCAGCAGCUCUCGGUCUGGGGUAUGUGGUGACUCCCAUAUUCGAGACGAGCAUCAGCUGGGGCCUGCCGCCAGCGGAGCUGCCAAGCAGCAGAGGAUCACCCGUCGCCGGGCAACCAAUGGCUGGCUGCCCGUGGGCGUGGCCUUCGAGAAGGAGGUUUUCACUGUGGGGGAGGAGACGACAGUGUUGCGCAAAUGUUUUGAAGGAGUACAGCGGGACGGGGAGGUCAUUCGGGUUCGAGACACAGUCCUGCUGCGCUCCGGUACCAGGAAGAAGUCUCUGCCCUACGUAGCCAAAAUCUCAGCCCUGUGGAAGGACCCCGAAUCAGGAGAGAUGAUGAUGAGCCUGUUUUGGUUCUACCGCCCAGAACACACACAGGGAGGACGAAAUCCCAACACACACUGUGAGAAUGAAAUUUUUGCAUCCCGGCAUCAGGAUGAAAACAGUGUGGCCUGCAUUGAAGACAAGUGCUACGUGUUGACGUUAGCACAGUACUGUAGAUAUUGUGCUUUGGUGACUCGUCGGCGGGAGGAUCUCCCUGAAAGUGCCACCAGAGUGGUGCCGCCUUCUGUCGAAUACGCCGUCCCUGCCCACUGCUGUGUCCCAACGGACAUCGACCCCGACCUGGUGUUCAUGUGUCGCCACGUCUACGACUUCCGCUAUGGACGCAUCCUGAAGAGUCUGCAGUAGCACUUCUGUGGAUGGUGGUAGAACGGAGGAAUCUUAAACAGUGGAAGAGAGAGCUGAAAAGACAGGAUUUUGAGACCGACCAAGCCACUCUGUUUUGAAAGGAGUGGAAGAUGUUGACAGUUUUAGGCAGAGGAAGUCUCUAAGUCUGGAAGUGCUUUUGCUCAAUGUCUCUAUCUCUCACUCUUGAGCGAUUUGCGAAGGGUCACACUUGGUCAAAGAGGAAUUGUGUUUUAUCAUCCCAAGCACAAAUCCCCUUUAAUAAAACUGAUUUGCCAAAUUAUAAUUUUAUUUUUUGCAUCGUCCCAUGACUUUGCCUGUAUCUAUGUGGGUUAAUAGUUACGUUGUGUUGCCAGAUGGUAUCAGUUAAGACUUGUUUUGUAUUUAAUGGGAUGACUCAUGAAUUAGAUGGUGGCUUAACAUAUUUAUCUGUAUUGAUUUAGUCUUGAGUUUAAGGUUUAAUUGGCUUAAGUGCAGAGAAAUAUUUAUUUCUAUAUGGAGAAUUUUUUUAUUUAAUUUUUUAAAAGUAAUUUAAGAGUGCAUUAUUUAGUAUUUUCAAAGCAAGGAAGUCGACUACGAGAUAAUUAUCAUUCCUAAGUAGAAAUGAUCCAGGCGUUCGCCAAACACUAACUCUCUGUCUGCAUUGUCUUAGAGGUAAAGUACCAGUGAAUCCCAAACCAGCCUCUCGCCUAUACCUCACCCCUACCAACUAUACCUCACCCCUACCAACUAUACCUCACCCCUACCAAUUCAUGGCCCUACGUAGUCACGUGUUGCUGACAAAACUCCCAGAGUGGCGAGGGGAUUAAAUAAACACAUUAACUUCGAGACACACUCUUGACUUGAAUUAUGCAAUUCAUGUAUGACAUUUAAAUAAUAAGAGAAUGAAAUUCAAAUUCCCCUGGUCAUUUUACAAGAUAUAAAUCGGACACAACAAAUACUCCAUUCUCUUGUAUGAAAUUGUACAAAAUAUAUUGUGUUUACAUGUUGGAAUAGCUCUUCGCUUUGGAACCGGCAGCUUUGCUGGCUUGGUCGAAGUGGCUAUCGAAGGGGCUGAUCAUUGUCACACCCUCGGCUUUGGGACACUUGUUCAUAUGAAGGAGGUGAGUGUGAAAGUGCAAAUGGAGGGGAGAGGGGAAGGGACUGGUUUGGGAUUCAGCAUGAGAAAUGAUAAUUGUAUGUCCCUACUACCCUGCCUUGAAUUGACCAAUGAACGGGGGUUUGAACACAACACGCGCACUGCCAUUAGCCAUAAUAACUUGCCUUACAUCCCGCCGGUCGACAUCUAGGAUGCAAGCUACAAUACGUUCAGUUCACACCUCACCAAAAAACCUGCCUUCCAUCUAAACCAAGUUUGCCAGUGGGUGGAUCUACAGUUCAGUACAAGCCCCUCCCCAUGUUACUGUGCACUAAUCCAUGUUCCAUUAUGAGAUCAUCGACUGUGUCCUUAAACUGAACAUGCUACUGAUUCGUUAACAUGGAAGUCACACUGUGGAUUUAUGUACAUGUGUGUUUGCUUAGAUCAGAGGGAAUCAAAGUUUGGUAUCACAGUUCCUGGAAAAGCUUCCUGUCUGAUCAACACACACACACACACACACACACACCUGCUUCUAAGAUGUAUCUCGAUAUAUAGGGCACAAGCCAUAGGAGUACCUUCCUUACACGCUCAAGUCCUUUUUAUGUCCAAUCAAGAUGUGAUCGAUUUUUCUUACAUUGACUGUUGUGCCUGCCUGUCUCAGUGGACUCUGUGUCCAAUAACUUUCCAUGAAAAGUAGGCCAAGAUUAUUGUUAUUUUUUUAUGUCUUUUUUAAAUGCCUUUUUUUUUCAUGAAAUUCUGUUAAUUGCUAAGAAAUGUUUGUACCAACAAGGGUAUAGAAUGGGUAUAAAAUGUCCCAUUCAACUCAUUCCCCGGUGUAGAAAACUCUCAAUUCCAAGUUUCUUUGUUCUUGUGUGCAUAUGUUCCGAGUUUUAGAGGUUCUGGGAAUUUUGGGAAAGAAUAUUCAUAGCACCGUGUUUGUAUUAUUUAACAUGUAAUAUACAAAUAUUUGAAUGGAAUAAAUAAUUAGUUU
Messenger RNA from Oncorhynchus mykiss (rainbow trout), 4866 nucleotides. RefSeq names its product bromo adjacent homology domain containing 1 (gene bahd1). Gene Ontology annotation, cellular component: chromatin silencing complex. Gene Ontology annotation, biological process: negative regulation of DNA-templated transcription; heterochromatin formation. The record is from RefSeq and is a predicted model, not a curated record. Gene Ontology annotation, molecular function: transcription cis-regulatory region binding; chromatin binding. Lineage: Eukaryota; Metazoa; Chordata; Actinopteri; Salmoniformes; Salmonidae.